Messenger RNA from Loa loa (African eye worm), 4673 nucleotides. Its product is annotated as immunoglobulin I-set domain-containing protein. The record is from RefSeq and is a predicted model, not a curated record. Bases 131 to 4507 code for a protein of 1458 amino acids. Gene Ontology annotation, biological process: cell-cell adhesion. The transcript is spliced from 29 exons. NCBI's taxonomy places the organism in Eukaryota, Metazoa, Nematoda, Chromadorea, Rhabditida, Onchocercidae. Gene Ontology annotation, molecular function: protein binding.
UUGAAGGUUUCGUAAAUUUUAUUAUUGAUGGUCAGUGAUGCAGAGGUAGAAGUUGGAAUGUACUUUACUAUGGGUAUGCAACAUUUAUCCGAUAUUUGAUUCGUUGUUACUCAUAAAUGUAUAAAUGUGAAUGGAUAUCAAUCCGUCUUUUGCAUUAAUUUUGUAUGUAUUUAUUGUCAUCUCAAAAUUUCUUCAUUGCGGCGGUUCAGACAAUGUUAACAGUUCGUCCAUUAUCAGUAACGAGAGGAAAUCCUAUCGAAUUGUCAGAGAACGGUCAAUACCUGAUAAUGACGACCGUUUUCUUGGAUUUCAUUUCACUGAGGAGCCUACAAAUACGAUAGCAAAGGCUGGACGGGUAGAGUUGAAUUGCCGAUAUGCUGUAUCAAUAAAAAAUCUUUCGUCUCGCAUUGAAUGGCGAAAAGAUGGUGCAGAGUUGGGUUCAUUACGAUCUGCGGGAAAAGUGUUUGUGGCAUCUUCCGGUUCAUUAAUUAUUGAAAAUGUUGGAUCCACCGAUGAAGGCUUAUAUCAAUGCGCAGUUCAUGUAACAGACAAAAAAAGUUUUGUUUGGACGUAUCUUUCGCGACGAGCAACUGUUCGGUUGCCUUUUCUUAGCAGGUUCGAAAUACAACCAGAAGAUCGUGAAGUGCAUACCGGACAAAAUGUUGCGUUUGCUUGCAUGCUGGAUUCUCAACCUUCAGCUCACAUCGAAUGGUUUUUCAAUGGGAAGCGAAUUAGUGACCGAGAUGAUAGUUCCAUAACAAUAUUUCCGAUUACUUCAACGCUUGAAAUAAGUAGUGUCUUACCCAAGCAUGAGGGUGCUUAUCGUUGUGUUGCAACGAAUGAGGGGAAAACUCGUUCCAGCCGUGAUGCUCAACUUACGAUAAAACCUGAAAACAGUGUUGACAAUGAGUUUUCGGAACCAUAUUUUAUUCUGGAACCGCGAGGUGACGUAGUGAAAGAAGGCGAAUCAGUGGUAUUAGAAUGUCUGGUAAAUGGAUGGCCACGACCAGAUGUACGAUGGUUGAAAGGUGCCGAGACUAUAUCGAUAACUGGAGACGGAAUGCGUCAGUUAGGUUCAUCCUCGUUUAUAAUUCUGAAAGCGAAAGCACAGGACGCAGGUGUUUAUACUUGUAGAGCAAGUAAUAGUCAAGAAUCAUUAGAUGCAUCAGCUACUAUACAAGUUAAAGUAGCACCGAAAAUCAUAUCCGAGCCAAACGACGUUGUGGCACAAGAAACGACGGAUGUGGAGUUCAAUUGCGAAGCUUCGGGAGAACCCGGUCCGGCUAUUAGUUGGUAUAAAAAUGGCGAAACAAUCAUCGCGAGUGAAUAUUUUGUGAUAGAAGCAACCCGCUUACGGGUGCUGGGUUUGGUACGAAACGACCAGGGUGUAUAUCAGUGCAUUGCUGAAAACGACGCUGGAUCUGUGCAGUCCAAUGCCCAGUUAAUUGUUGAUAGCUCUGAUUCAUUUUCAAUGGCUGCUUCAAGUGGACAGCCGAAAUUACCAUCAGAACCGCUAGGUGUUCGUGCAAGUGUUGUUGGGAGUCGUUUUGUGGUUCUGACUUGGGAUCCUCCUGUGCAGCACCAUGGUGCUGUUUUAGCUUAUCACAUUUUCUAUAAGGAGCAAGAUUCUUCAAGGGAACGGAUGCUGAACUCGUCAGCGACAUCGUUCACGGUGACUCCGUUACAGCCGAAUACUACCUACGUUUUCCGGUUGGUUGCCGAAAAUGAAGCGGGUAUGGGGAAGUCAAGUACACGUAUUCUUAUUACGACGACAGAGGAAAAGGCAGUUCCUGGUAAAGUGAAAAAUCUGCACGGCACGGCUUUGAGUCCGGAAACUGUUGAAGUAUCCUGGGAGCCACCAGGCGGGAAUGGACCUGAGCCAGUACAGUACAAAUUGUUCUAUAUCCGAAAGAAUCAUGAACCGAAUGAAAAGGAAACGCAGAUUGUGAUGAAAAAGACGUCUUAUACUCUUCAUGGCAUGGAGAAAUAUGUCGAGUAUAUUAUUCGAGUGGAAGCAGAAGGUGUAAAUGGUGCUGGUCUAAGCUCUGAACCAAUUACUGUAAGAACACUGUCGGAUUUACCGUCACUGCCUCCUAGCGAUGUUAGAGCUGAAGCAAUUUCAACUACCUCUAUCCUUGUACAGUGGACAUCAUUAUCAGCAGAAGAUAGGAAUGGUAUACUGACUGGAUAUCGAAUAAAGUAUAAAACAAGGUUGCGUGGUGCAAAAAGCAAUACCUUAGUGGUUGAUGGAAACAACAGUUCAUACACUAUGUCAGGUCUCGAACCUGGUACACAGUAUAUGCUUCGAGUUGCGGCUGUUAACCAGAAUGGAUCUGGUCCAAAUUCGGAUUGGGUUCAUGUUGAUACACCGUUAGAAGACAAAGACGAAGGACAAGUGGCAGGGCCGCCACUCUCGUUGAAAGUUCAGCCAUCUUUGGAUUCAAUUCAGCUUUCUUGGCUGCCACCUAGGGAUGAUAGUGUUAUGAUCCGUGGCUACCUAAUUGGUUGGGGAAUCAAUAUACCGGACGUGGACCAAGUGAAGGUGCCAGCAAAUUUACGGUUUUAUACGAUUAAUGGCUUGAGACCGGGCCGUGAUUACGUGAUUUCGUUGCGUGCGUACAAUAUGAUAGGAAAUGGUUUUCCAAUCUAUGAAACAGUUCGAACCCUUUCUCCGGAUUCUAAAUUCAUCGCAAAUGGACAACAAAAUAGCAGAGAUUCGGGGCGAAGUGAAACACCGAUUGGUGUUAGGGCGUUGACACUUUCGUCAUCGUCGAUCCGAGUAGCGUGGACUGAUGCUGAAAUGGAUAUGCCUUAUUCAAGGCAGUACACUGUACGGUAUGGUUCCAGUAUUGAUAAUGGUGGACAGCGACGUUAUAUCAAUACAUCUGAACUUGAAGUAAUUGUUGAUGGACUACGGCCCAAUACUCAGUACGAAUUUGCGGUGCGAGUGAAUGCUGGAAAAUCCUCAUCCAUGUGGUCCAUGACUGCAGUAAAUUCGACAUAUCCAGCACCACCGUCUAGUGCACCACGUGACCUGACUAUCAUGCAGCCAACUGAUGGUGAUCCACAAACACUGAUACUGAAUUGGCAGCCGCCUAAGUAUGCUAAUGGCGAUAUUGAGGAGUAUUUGGUGUAUUAUGCAGAUCGAUCGGAUGCACCGGAUAAGGACUGGGUUCUGGAUGGUGUAAAAGGUGACCAUUUAUCAAUCAAACUUACCAAUUUGUUGCCACGACAGACAUAUUUCUUUAAAGUUCAAGCGCGUAAUAUCAAAGGAUAUGGUCCGUUGUCUCCAACAUUACAAUUUGUCCCUGGUGCACCAUCACCGCGGAUAUUCCAGAGUGUUGACAUUGAUUUGGAAAGCCCCGGCCUUUCGCUGUUUUCUACGCCAGUUUAUCUGGCACUCAUGGCAGCAAUCAUCGUUCUGUUGAUGAUGUUGUUGAUCACUGUGAUUUGGUAUGUGAGAUCAAAGAAAAGCAAGAAAUCAACAGCAUCAGGCUAUAUGCGUGGAAGAAAACAAACGAGAAAUGGCAAAGGGCCGCCUGAUUUAUGGAUUAAUCAUCACAACGGGGGAAACCAAAUGCAUGAGCCGGAGGAUCUGAUUGAAGACGCUCUUGCAACAUCGUCAAACGAUUUAAAUCACUGCGGUGAUGUAAUUGAAAUGGUCGAUUCGCCACGAUCUCAAUAUCUUACUGUCCAAGCUCACUUCACCGAUCCCGAAUAUAUUGAAGCGAGGAUGACUCAGUCGGCUCAUGAUGGUAUCAUUCAGCGACGGCGGCCUGUGGGAAAAGCAGAAUUAAUCUCCACUCAUGCCGUUAUGUCACAGAAUCCACUGCCCGGUAAUGGUACUUUAACACGAAGUUAUCAUCAGUCGUCGACCAGUCUUGAAGGACGACAAAGAACUCCUCAAAUUGUUUACACAAAUACAGGCCGACAUCAGGUAGCUAAAAUCGAUUUUUCUGACCAUAGCUCGACGUAUAGUUCGUCUCAGGCACUUCACUUAUCAACCCCACCUCCACCUCAGUUACCCAACCAAGGGCCGCCCGUUGCUCCACCCUCGCAAUUGCUCAGCAGCGAUGGUUAUCGGACCUUACGCAGAAAUUCUGUCAGUUCAAAUCCAUUGAAAUCAUUUACACAACUUGCUGGAGCACCACCACCAAUCACUCCUUCAUCAGGUGAACGAAUGGCACAUGUCGUUAGACCUCUAGUAGUUGCAUCACCAAGUACUAGAAAUGGAAAGCCUGCUGGUGUUGUUAUUGGUCAAAAAUCAUCUCAUGUUCCUGUGGGACGUGCAGCUGCACAGCCGCGCGUUAAUGUUAAUAAUAUUUAUGCACCGUAUGCAUCGUGUACGAUACCUGAGAAAGCUACAUUGCAACGUGAAAAUGUUAUUGAAGCGCAACCAUUGCAGGCUUCAGCUUCCACAGAGGAACUGAAUGCCCAGAUGGAAAAUCUGGAUACAAUGAUAGAUGAUCUACAAGCGCUUCAACAUGAAUUCAGCGCUGCAACAUAACUAUGUGCUGUCAGAUUGGUUAUGAUAUAAAAGCUGUCUUCACUCUUCCAGUAAUUUCUCGAAAAUUCCUCAGCAAGCUGGUCGAUAACGAUCUCAGUUCUCGGUGUGUUUUAUUAAAUGGAUAUAUGUUAAUUCGGAUGUACAGCAACAUUUGAUGAUGGUGACA